AUGAGAUACCUCUUUGCACCGUCUUGGAGUGUGGGACAUGGUUGGACCGUGCAGACGCAGCAGCGCUUUCGAGGGUCUCCUUCAACAAAGAGCGGGACGCGGUGCGUGCCCGCGCCCCGGCGCUCUGCGAGGUUACGGAAGGCCGGGGAGCAGCGUGUGCGUAGGAAACGGUCCAUGGGCCUUAAGUGUUUAUUAGCUGGGCCAGACACUGGUUUUUUUGGUAUCGGGACAUCUGAAGUGCUUGUCAUUCUUCUCUGCGCUUGGCUCCUACUUGGCCCAAAAGGCACUUACGAAGCAGCCCGAAACCUUGGGAGUUUCAUAGCGAAUCUUCGUGAGGCAGCAAAUCAAGCGCGGGAGCAGUUUAUAUCUGCUCUCGGAGAAGACUACGACAGCGCUCGUCGUGAGGUCGAAGGAAUCAGGGACUCUUUCGUCGGGGCGCUAUCAGGUGAGGUCGACGAUUUUGACGGCGAGGCUGGUAAGAACUUAGCUGCUGCGACCGAUGACAAGUCCACCGGAAAAGAGCGUGUUGGUCAAAGUCCGAGUUCGCCGCUAGAUAUUGCUACCUUUACGAGUCUGACUGGAGGGAAAGGGCGGUCCGAAGAUGAAGCGAGAAGCUACUUUUUAGAUGCUCUUCGAAGAGUGAAUGAUCCGAACCAGGUGCCACCGACAUUCGCGAGCGAGCCUGCCAGUGCUGCGAAGGAAAUCGAGUUGGAUGGGCAUUCUAUCAGGGCCGAGCCUGAGGUUCGUGGACUAGAACGACUCACAACGGAGUCAGGGGCUCUCGAUCUGCGAAAGCUUGAGCUACGUGUAGCUGCUCUAGAAGACGAGAUUCUAGAGCUUAAGAUGAUCAUCAGGGAGCGGCGGCAAUAG
Cyanidioschyzon merolae strain 10D is the source of this 870-nucleotide messenger RNA. RefSeq lists its product as hypothetical. Gene Ontology annotation, biological process: protein transport. The record is from RefSeq and is a predicted model, not a curated record. The transcript has a single exon. NCBI's taxonomy places the organism in Eukaryota, Rhodophyta, Bangiophyceae, Cyanidiales, Cyanidiaceae. The coding region runs from base 1 to 870 and encodes 289 amino acids.